GGUUUUAGUGUCUUUACUCCCUGAACAUCCCCCGCAGCUCAGGUGCCUGCUCAGGCUUCCCCGCAUCCUCCCUCCGCCCUCUUAACCAUCUCCAACUCGGUCAUCGUGCCGUGUCAUAGGGAGAGACUCCCCCCGUAGAUAAACUCGGUAGGUCUGGCUAAGUACGGCAAUGGCCGGCUGUGAUUCGGGUAACCAUUCCCCCACACGCCAACCUUGAGUGAGAUCCAAGACUUUUUGUUUGUUGUUGUAAUGAUUUAUUUCUUAUAUCUUGUUCAGCUUCUUAUUUAAUCUUGUAAGCCUUGUUCCAAGUCAGACAUUGGUUGUGAUCUUGUCAGGUAAACUUGGACUAUCCAUUGUCUUAUACUUAGCUAUCAUGAGACCUUCAACGCGGCUUGGAAGCUUGAUGCUUCGUCGCGGUUUCGCCAGUUCGGCACGACGACUAGACAAUUACGGCUUCAUCGGUCUAGGACAAAUGGGUUAUCAAAUGGCAAAGAACCUCCAGUCAAAGUUGAAACCGUCAGACAAGGUGUCCAUCUUUGAUAUCAACCCUGAAUCUAUGAAGGGUCUAGAAACAGAGAUGAAGGCUGCUUCGACGGGAGCUCAAGUUGAAUUGGCAGCCAGCGCAUUCGACGCCUCCAAAGAUGCUGACACAAUCAUCACUGUACUCCCAGAGCCUCAGCACGUCAAAGGUGUAUACGAAUCCGUCAUCACAUCAUCUCUCCCCAAAAAGGACCGUGUGUUUAUCGAUUGUUCAACCAUUGACCCUUCAACAUCCCGCCAGGUCGCCAAGACUGUGUCUUCUGCUGGGCAAGGCACAUUCGUUGAUGCGCCCAUGUCUGGAGGUGUUGUAGGCGCCACUGCUGGAACAUUGACCUUUAUGCUCGGUGCUUCACCUGAUCUCAUUCCUCGUCUCGAGCCUGUCCUUCUCCUCAUGGGAAAGAAAGUGCUUCAUUGCGGUGACCAAGGCGCAGGUCUAUCCGCCAAGUUGGCCAACAACUACCUCCUGGCUCUGAACAACAUCGCUACCGCAGAAGCCAUGAACUUGGGCAUGCAAUGGGGUCUGGAUCCUAAGAAACUGGCUGGUGUUAUCAAUGUCAGCACAGGACGAUGCUGGCCCAGUGAGGUCAACAACCCCGUUGCCGGUGUUGUUGAGACAGCGCCAGCCAACAGAGAUUACAGAGGAGGAUUUGGUAUAUCUCUGAUGAAGAAGGAUCUGAGACUGGCUAUGGUCGCUGCUGAGGAGGCUGGUGCGAGAAUGGAGUUGGCAAAGACGGCGUUUGCAGUUUAUGAAGCUGCUGAAAAGGAGGAGAAGUGCAAGGGACGGGACUUUUCUGUUGUGUACCGAUAUUUGGGCGGUAAGGAGGAGCAGUCAUAAAACAGUGAGCUUAGAAGAAAAGGGGUGAUGACGCAUGGCUCGUAUAAGUUAGGUUGGUGUUGUCAACUCAUCCGUGCUCUUGAAUAAAAGAAUAGACCAAGAAAGAAUAAUAAAUCCAUGACAUGUGAUAGUCACUGAAAGGCAGUGUUACAAUGGAGAUGAAGCUUGUAAGGUAUCAUCAGAUCUAGCUAGAUCUCAGCAUGAAACAUCAAUUACACAUUCAGAAUCGGAUCGGUAGCAUAAAACGAUCCGAA
Molecule: messenger RNA, 1629 nt
Organism: Fusarium oxysporum Fo47
Lineage: Eukaryota; Fungi; Ascomycota; Sordariomycetes; Hypocreales; Nectriaceae
Product: NAD binding domain of 6-phosphogluconate dehydrogenase-domain-containing protein
Exons: 3
Coding region: 374-1375 (333 amino acids)
Biological process (GO): L-valine catabolic process
Cellular component (GO): mitochondrion
Molecular function (GO): 3-hydroxyisobutyrate dehydrogenase activity; NAD binding; NADP binding
Source: RefSeq, a predicted model, not a curated record